Molecule: messenger RNA, 2417 nt
Organism: Paramecium octaurelia
Lineage: Eukaryota; Ciliophora; Oligohymenophorea; Peniculida; Parameciidae
Source: the annotation of a GenBank genome assembly
AUGUUACUUGAUAACAUUAAAGUAUGCAGUAAUUAUAUAUUUCAGGUUGCCAUCCGAAUUCGACCAUUCACAAAUAGAGAAUUGGAGAUAUCUGACAUUACGACUCUCUUAGUCUUGGAUAAAGAGACCGUCUCCACCAUUCCUCCCAUCGAAGCUGGAAUCAAGCAAAAUCAAAAAACUUACAAAUUCAAUUGGGUUUUUGAUAGAAUGAUAUCGCAAAAAGAAAUCUUUGAAACCACCCUUGAGUAUUAAGUCCUUUCAGUACUUGAUGGAAUUAAUUUUACAAUAAUGAGUUACGGAGCAUCAGGUUCUGGCAAAUCACAUACGUAUAAUAAUUAUUCUCUAAAUUAUAGACUGGUUAAGUACGCCGAAGAUUACGGAUUACUCAUUCGUUCUAUCAACAAAAUCUUUUAAACCAUCUAGAAUAAGAAAAGAAAAAUUGCUAUUAAAUUUUCCUAUGUGGAAAUCUCACAAGAGUAACUCUACGAUUUGCUAAAUAACAUGAACACCAAUCUGGACAUUAGAGACGAUUAGGACAAAGGUGUAGUUAUACAUGGAAUAACCGAAAUGGAAAUUGCAAGUACACAAGAAUUGAUUCAACUUAUUCAAAUAGCUAAGAAGUAAAAAUCGCUUAAAUAACAUGAAUUACUCAUCUUCUCUCUCUACAUCCAAGACCAUCCUGACGGAAAAUUGGUUGUAUCUAAAUUGAUUUUUGCUGACCUUGGAUGGGUUGAAAGGGGGGCUCAAAAGAAAAAAAACAUCUCCCUCUAGGUUCUCAAUAAUUGCAUUUCCCUUUUGAAUGAAGCAAAGAAAAAGAACACUCAGACAUUCAUACCUUACAGAAAUAGCAAAUUAACUCGGCUAUUGAAAGAAUCCUUGGGAGGGAACUCCAAAACUCUCAUUAUUUCAUGUGUAAGUCCUGCUAUCUUGGGAUAUGAGGAUACGAUCCAAACACUAGAAUAUAGUCAGAUGGCUACUACUAUAACGAAUUAGACUUCAAUUAAGGUGUUUUAGGAUAAUGAAUAAUAAUUAAUCAUGGAGCAAACUAAUCAUGACUUAGUUAAUCAAAAUGAAGAAUUAAAAAAAUAGUUAAAUAAAUAAUCUCAAAAGUAAAAUGAAGUCAUCCAAAUGCAAUAAAUCGAGAAAAACAUCAUUCAGCAUUUCAAUCGAGAAUCCUCAAUACAGGAAGAUAUAUUUAAAAUGUAAUAUGAAGCAGAGUAGAUGAAAUAAGGAAUCAAAGACAAAUAACAAUUACUAGACAAAAUUGAUUUAUCAGAAAGGAAAAAGUAUAAUCAAUUGAAAGAUGAAAUUGAAAAUGAAUAAGAAAAGGUUGACCUUCAAGAAAUUGAAAUUAAAAAACUACAAAAAUAAACCAAUGAUUUCACUAUUCAGAGGAAAGCAUUAUAAGAUGUAUAAUCAUUUAUUCAUUAUAGAAUAUAAAAUAAAAUAGUUUAGUUGAUGUUGAUAAGCUAUAUCUCACUAAUCUAAUCGAAAAGUUUAUUCUUAAAUAGCAAUUACAAGAAAUCAAAGCUAAAGAAUCCAUCUAUCAAUUACAUCAACAAGAAUAAGAGAAAUUGCUCUCCCUUCAAAAUAACUAGAUCACCCUCAGAGAUAGGAUCAUAGAAGAACAAAGAAAAUAAAUUACAUAAAAUUUCAAAAUGAAUUCAACCAAACGAUAUGCUAAAAGUGAUGGAAGUAGUCAGCUAAUCACCACAUCUAAAUCCAAAUUCAAAUUGAAUCCAAUCCUUCCCAAAGUUUCUGGUAUCACUUAUUUUCAUUCCUUAGAAAAACAAUAAAGCUAAGAACCCUACUUGUACAGAUAGAGCUCUUCAAGAUAGACUCCAUAAUUAUAAACCCCUAAGAAGGAAAAAAAAUCAAAGUCUAGAUCCAAAUCUAAAUCUAAAUCGAGAGACAAAUCUAAAUCAAGAGACAAAUUCAAAACCAAAAUACCGAAUAAAAAUAUCAUUGAUAACCUAUCAACUCCCCAAAUUCAUAGGUACAAUGCUUUGGAUAGAGCUUCUCCUUCUAAAUUAAUUGAUUCAAAAUCUAUGGUGGCACUUCCUCUGAUUUAAUCAAAUAGAAGUGUUACCAAGUUUGUUUAUGACUCAAAAAGUGGAGGUUAUAAAUUUUUAGAAGAGUAGUCUAUUUUACCUUCAUAAGUGUAAAAACAGUAAUAAAAGUAAAUACCUAUUGAAUAAGAUAAGUCUUUUCUAAUCAAUUCGAGUAGAGGUAAGAAUUGAUUCAAUCCAAUAUUAGGAACUUCAGUGUCAAAGAAUCAUGUCAAAUAAAGUCUUCUUUUACCAGGUAAAGUGAAUGAAUCGCUCUAUGUUAAAGGGUUCAUUAAUAAGGAAAUAGAAAUGAAGAUGAAACUGCAUUAAUUAAACUUAAAAAUGAAGAAAGCACCUCAAAAAAAAUGA